Messenger RNA from Candidula unifasciata, 339 nucleotides. Lineage: Eukaryota; Metazoa; Mollusca; Gastropoda; Stylommatophora; Geomitridae. The record is from the annotation of a GenBank genome assembly.
AUGACCUGUGUAGCAGGGAAAAUGACGGACGACGGGCUGAUAGAAGAGACAAGAUCUCGGGAACUCUGCCCUUUUAUUUUUCAGGUGGUGGCCGUGUUUCUUAGCUCCUUCACGCUGGUGGCUAUGAGUGUGGAUCGUUACAUGGCCAUCCUGAAUCCGCUGCGCCCCAAAAUGUCCAAGCGUGUCUUCGCUGUUACCGUGGCCAUUAUCUGGAUUCUGGCUUUUGCUGCGCCCCUCCCCACCGCCAUUACUUCCAGGGUGGUCUUCAAGGAGGGCCACACCAACGGGUUGUGCCUGGAGGAGUUUGAGGAUGAAUACAACAAAUACAUAUAUAGGUGA